UGGAUGUGCCCUGUAGUGUUAAUUACAACCUGAGGCUAUAGAGUGACCAACAUUUUGCUUAGAAGAGAGAGUAGUGUGAAAUGGCAUCCAUCAAAGCUGAGAAACCUGCUGAGAAAGCACCAGGGCCAGUGAAGAAAGAGCCUGCUUCCAAAUCUAGUGGGAGCAAAGCCUCCAAGCCAGCCCCAAAGAAAACUGAGCAGAAGUCCCAGCCUAAGAGGAAGGCAAGCAAGGCCAAGGCACCCCAGUGAAGUACUGUGGAUGACUAAAAAGUAAAAGGAAUAUAUAGUUGUUGGGAUUAUGUGAAGAGUCCACAACAAGGAUACUGUUAUAUAGUGCUCUUCCACGAAGUUUAUUAGUAGUACCAUAGUAUACACUAGUUGCUUCUGUUGAUUCGUCUCCAUGUAACUCCUUGCUGGCCUAAUAAAUUAAUAAAAGAUGCUCUAUUUUAUGGUGAUCAGAUUGUUCAAAAUCAUCAGUGUAUGAUUGCACCAACAGUUCACUUUCGAGUUUCAAGGAAUACAAUGACAAAAUCAUAAGACUGAAAAAUAACAACAUAGUAAGAUGCAUCAAAGAUUUUAAUUUAAGAACUUGCUUCUGGUUCAAGGUUUAUCCUUUAAAGAUAUAUAUAUCCACUUCUGGAAGGUGCACCAAAGAUAAUGUCAGUAAAAUUCACUGAGCAGAAGUAUCUGAUUCUAAAGUGUUUAAUUCAUAUGAUGAUCCAUCUCCAACAUUUAUUCAAUUCCAAUCUCCUAUCAACCAUUAAUUCACCAUCAACUGUAAGUUGGGAUUAUUGGAGUUCUCCCAUUGCUAUUGUGGCCUAGUUAGUAAGUUUAGAACUUAGACUCCUAUAAAAGGCAAAGCUGGUAUAGACAAGGACAACACAUCAAUUUUAUUCUUAAGAUAUCUUCUAGCGGGGCUGUCCAGCCUCCACCUAUUUGGAUGGUGGGCGUAAACACUGCUACCAAAAUUACUGCGAAUUAGCUGUGAGAAUUGCAUAUUCGUAGCUAUUUGACAACUAAUUUUCGGGUAACUAUUUUAGCUAGACAAAACCAUUUUGAGCCAUAUGGCACCCCUGAAGGCUGACAAACCCGUUGGCGCACAACUUUUUGGGAAGGCCAAGAUAGAAGCUGCUCCUAAAGCAAGUGAUGGUGCAUGCAUCCAAAGGUCCAACUUCCAAAUCAGCUACAAAGAAAGCUCCAAGAAUCCAAGAAAAAGGGAAAGGGAAGCAAAUCAUCUGCAAAACACUAGCCAAUAGCCUUAUUUGCUGAAGGAAGUGUGGUUUGUGACUUCUAACCAAUAUUGGAUACAAUAAUUCUUAUACCUCAUUUCAUGUUAUAUAUAGCCAUGGAAUCCUGGAGUAACAUGCAACAUUUUCUUAAAUAAGUGGCAACAUCCGUCAAAGACUAUAAGAAAACAUUGAGAAGCAAUCUUUCCCAAUAGACAUAACAACCCACGUACUAUGUAAAGCUCCCAAUUUAUAUCAUACAAAAUAUCCACCCAAAAUACAAAUUUAAGUAAAUCACUGCCCUAUUGCCAAAUUAAGAAGAAGAAGAUUAUCCUCACAUAAGGUUCUUACGCACAAGCCAAGACAAACCCAACUACUAAAAAUUCUACUCUUUACUAUGAAUCUAUGAUCCUCUGUUUCUACACCCCUGCUGCAUAACAACCCUUAAGAAAGCCAGAGAAGCAUGACCACUACAACUCAGCUAAGAGGCCAUCACUGCAAUAAACCCACAGCCUUUAUUUUACUUUUUUAUACAAUUGGCUCAAUUUUAUUAAAGAAUUUUCUGUUUUCAUUAUGAAGCAUUGACAUAGAGACACAUAUAUAUUGGGUGCGUUUGGAAAAAUGAUUUAACGAAGUGCCUAUGACAAUGAACAACUAAGCGUUUAUGAGAAUGAACAUUUAUCACAUUAUUGCUUAGCUGACUUAGAAAUUUAUUGAAAUAAGCUAAAAUAAGUUAUAAGUAACAAUCAUAUAAGUUUUUAUUAAUUCAUAAAAUAAAUUUAAAACAAUUUAGAGGUAUGUGUGUGAAAGCACCAAUCUCCAUGCAUGAGUGGGUAAAUGAACUUGACUCAUUAGACUAGUCUCUUUUAACUCAUACUCUCUCAUUUUCUUAUACAGAGAAAUACAAUUAAUUUUGUUAAUUACUAUAAAAGUAUUCAUUGCAACCCUUUUGUGGAGUGUGAUUGUAAGUUGUUGAUUUGCUUUAUUGAUAGCUUAUUGGUGUUUUAUUGAGAAAGCAAAUUCGUGAGUACUAAAUUUCUUCACAGAAGAAACAGAAUUUCAAUUAGUAGCCUUAUAAAUUUUUUUACAAAAAAUUAAAAUGUUGACAAUCAAUGCUGUGAAUCUGGAUUGAUCCAAAGAAACUAUAGCACAGCAUUAAAUAUUUUAUUCCCUUGUCCUGGAUAAGGCACCGUUUUAUUAAACUUCGAGAUUCCUCUCCUAUUCUAAGAAAGAGACAUGACAAGUGUCCUACCACCUGUACACGAGAGAACACAUGCAGUCCCUCCUUGAUUGACACGUGUCUUCAUGAAACCUUUGAAGCCUCUAUAUAUUUCUUCCCUAAGCUACUCUCUGAAGCUCAUCAAACAAAGAUCGAGACUAAUCUGAAGUGAAGAAAAUCGGUUCAAGCAUUAUUUCUCUGUUUUAUCACAAAAAGUACUAGCUGUGUGUGCUGAAAUAUGGCAGUGGGAAGAAACGUUGCAGCUCCUUUGCUGUUUCUGAACUUGAUCAUGUACUUUAUUGUCCUUGGUUUUGCUAGUUGGUGCCUCAACAGGUUCAUCAAUGGCCAAACUUACCACCCCAGUUUUGGUGGAAAUGGAGCAACCAUGUUCUUCUUGAUCUUCUCCAUACUAGCAGCCGUUCUUGGCAUAGUGUCCAAAUUCAUUGGUGGCAAUCACAUCAGGGCAUGGAGGAGUGACAGUUUAGCUGCUGCUGGAGCCACAUCUAGUGUUGCUUGGGCUGUCACAGCUCUAGCCAUGGGCUUGGCUUGCAAGCAGAUACACAUUGGAGGGCACAGAGGGUGGAGACUGAGGAUAGUGGAGGCAUUCAUUAUCAUCCUGACCUUCACACAAUUGCUGUACCUUAUGCUGAUCCAUGCAGGCAUUUACAGCAGCAGAUAUGGUCCUGGUUACCGUGACACAGACUAUGGAACUGGAGAUCCAUUGCACAAGGGUGGUGCUGGUCAUGUUCCUGUUGCCGGGACUCGUGUCUAAUCAAUCAUCAUAUCCAAUUAACAAACAACAGCUCCACCACUUGUAUCUUGUCUUCAAUGAUGUUUAAGUUUUUAAGUUGGGACAAUGUCUUCUUUUUUCCAUUUUCCUUUGGUUUGUUUGGAUGAUGUAGUAAUGCCUUUGGGGUUGUUUUGUUGCAUGUCAAGCACUGUCACUUUGUAGUGUGGCAAUGUAUGUAUUAUGAAUGACUGCAAUUGAAUUUGUAUUUGCUACCUUUGUUCUGUCCCUCCAGACUUUUCUGUCUAUGAUGGCAUAUCUACUUUGAAUAAAAGCUAAAUGCACAAUUUGUGCACAUAAUGCUAAGUAUAAUAAAUUCAAGUGUUGUUCACAUUUAA
Molecule: messenger RNA, 3569 nt
Organism: Lotus japonicus
Lineage: Eukaryota; Viridiplantae; Streptophyta; Magnoliopsida; Fabales; Fabaceae
Product: membrane protein PM19L
Exons: 5
Coding region: 2683-3216 (177 amino acids)
Source: RefSeq, a predicted model, not a curated record